CACGUUACCUUGCCGGUUUGUGCAGCGGACAGUAAUUGCUAUCUGAAGACAAUUUAGGAGCAAAGACAGUGUUUGGUGUUUAAAUAAAGCUCCGGUGUGCUGGAGCAGCCGGUGGAUGUUGUGCCAUGGAGAUAAAGACAAGACUUCGAGCCAUACUGAUGUUAAUAUGGAUUUUUCAAGGUGACACCAAAAAUGUGGAGUUCCCGAGAGGAGAGAUGGAGGUGGUCAGGGGCCAGAUGGUGAUGUUGCACGCCUGGUACACCCCCCGCUCAGACAUUAACAAAAACUCUGUCAUGUGGCUCUUCAAGGGAAAAGAACCAAAGCAGGUGAUAAACUUCAGCGCGGGCGAGAUUGGGCACGGUUUGAACGAGUUCACCAAAAGAGUGGGCUUCAGUGCAGCCAUGCCCUCAGCCAACCUCUCCAUCUACAUCAACAACACCCAGGAGUCUGACUCCGGGUACUACGUCUGCUCUGUCAUCAUACCUGGAAGUAUUGGCAUUUUGGGAGAGGUGCGCCUUAAUGUCAAAGUCCCUCCUUCUCCCCCAGUGUGCAGCAUGAUGGGGAACCCAGUGAUGAAAGGCAACGUGACUCUGAGCUGUCAGUCCAGUUAUGGAAAACCCCUCCCUCAGUACAAAUGGACCAAAGCUGCACCCAUGUCUGAGGUCUUCUUCUCCCCGAUGCAGAAUGAGAGACACGGCACUCUCAGACUCAGCAACCUCACUAAAAGCAUGACAGGGAAGUACAUCUGCAGAGCCAGCAACACCGCCGGCUCCGACAGCUGCUCCAUUAACCUGGAAGUUAUCACCUCUUCUAAUGCAGGCAUGAUUGCAGCGGCGACACUGGGCUCCAUAGUGGGACUGGUGGCCAUGGUGCUCUUCCUCAUAUUCAUACUGAGGAGGAGAAGGGACACUGAGGAGGAGAUGGCCAACGAGAUCAAGGAGGACGCUCAGGCACCAAAGCGAGUGUCAUGGGCAAAGAGUAACACAGGCUCAGACAUCAUAUCCAAGAAUGGCACGCUGUCCUCCAUAGCCACCAGUCCGCGGCCCCGAGACCCCCACCAGCCGAACUACCACUACCCAUACUCCCCCACAUCAACUUCAGACACCGGCUCGGUGAUCAACGCCUACCAGCUGCGACCUGGAGAAGCCAACCCGCUACAGGGACUUCCCGGUUACAACAGCGGAGGCACCCCGCUACGCAAACAAAAGCGACCUCCCUGUACAAACGGGGGACCCCCGCAGCUUCUACGGAGCCCCGUAGUCGCCGUGCCCAACAGGACUGAAGGGGCUCAGCCUCAGGUGCCAGCUCCACUCACUGUGUCCCCACAAAUGAGCUGCUCCACUCUGACACGCAUGGGAGCUGUAGCCGUCAUGGUGCCUGCUCAGAGCCAAGCCGGCUCCCUGGUGUAGGCCGGCAGGAGGACUGUGGUGACGGAUGGAGAGAAAGUUUGCCUUGAAAAAAAUUAAAAUAAGCACUUUCUCCAUAAAGACCUGAAAGGUUGAGAGAGAAGAAAACGUCUCGCAGGUCCCUUCGCUUUGUUCAUUUCCGUUUUUGUAAGAAAUAUAUUUUUAUUUACACUCUUGUAAAGAGAUCUUUAAGAUGAUAGCGUUAGGGUUUUUAUUAGAAGGUGUACAUAAGACGGCAUUGAUUUCAAGAGUUGUGUUGACUUAGUACAGUGUCUGGAUACUGUAAAGCGUAAACAGUUCAGUUGGCUUAGUUCUUUCUUAGUUCAGUUCCUGCUAAAUAUUUUGGCUACAUUUGUAUAAUAACUAUGUACAAAUGUGUACGAUUGAAUUUCUAUGGCUGUGUAAGGAUCACUUUUCAGUCACUUCUCUCAGGCUAACGGCACUAGUUCAAAAUCACAAUUCAGGUAUUUCAAAUGUAUCGUUCUCGCUCUCUUUGACCCACAUGUACGUGUUAUGUGUUCACGUAAGGGUUCUUUUAUUUAACCUACUGUGACAUUAUCAGUAUGGUUCCAUGACACUGAUGUCUGCUGGGAGGACAUUUCCAAGUAUUUGCCUGUUCAGGUAGUUGGAAUGUAACCAAAGUAGUGAGUACACCACGUUGAAGUUAAUGGUUUCUUACUAUUUUUGUUCAAAGGUGCUUGGGAUGACUUGAUAUAAUUACUGUAAAACAUACGAGGCCAUUAGUCGACGAGAUGAUAUAGGACCAAACUUCCGGCUGCUGGUCUUGUUUGUUUUCUUGUAAGUAUACUGAACUCUGGAAACGAUGAGGCAGUGAGGUAUUGAUGCUGAAAGGCUACAUGUAGCACUUUUAAUGCAGUUUUGAUUGUUGAUCAUUUUUUCAAUAAAGUGUUCUGAAAUGUU
Cottoperca gobio is the source of this 2327-nucleotide messenger RNA. It is a transcript of the gene esamb, whose product is annotated as endothelial cell adhesion molecule b. Gene Ontology annotation, molecular function: cell-cell adhesion mediator activity. NCBI's taxonomy places the organism in Eukaryota, Metazoa, Chordata, Actinopteri, Perciformes, Bovichtidae. The record is from RefSeq and is a predicted model, not a curated record. Gene Ontology annotation, cellular component: adherens junction; plasma membrane. Gene Ontology annotation, biological process: homophilic cell-cell adhesion.